AUGCUGCAGCAGCAGCAGCAGCAGCAAGUACUGCUGCAGCAGCAACGGCAAGUAGUGCUGCGGCGGCAACAGCAAGUACUGCUGCAGCAGCAACAGCAAGUACUGCAGCACCAGCAGCAAGUACUGCUGCAGCAGCAGCAGCAAUUACUGCCGCAGCAGCAACAGCAAGUACUGCUGCGGCAGCAACAGCAGCAGAUAUUGCGGGCAAUGCUUCAGCAAGCACGGCGGCCCCCCCAGCAGCAGCAGCAAGUACUACUGCAGUAG
Eimeria tenella is the source of this 264-nucleotide messenger RNA. RefSeq lists its product as uncharacterized. Lineage: Eukaryota; Apicomplexa; Conoidasida; Eucoccidiorida; Eimeriidae. The record is from RefSeq and is a predicted model, not a curated record. The coding region runs from base 1 to 264 and encodes 87 amino acids. The transcript has a single exon.